AUGGUUAGUAGAGAUACACGAUUAAUAAUUGCUAAUAUUUUCUGUGUUUUUAUUGAUAUAUUCAAUCUUGCUGAACAAUUAGGUAUCUACUUCAUUGCCAAAAAUAAUGAUUUGGAUGAAACUUCUCAACAGCGCUUUUUUUUCAUUUUAUUCGGUGUUGGCGGUGCUUCACUAUUUAAAUCAUUACUCUGUCAUCCAGUCGCAAGAAUUAUAUUCAGUAUGUGUAUUGAAACUGGUGAAUUAGUAUCAUAUUUAACAUUAUUACCCAAUUCAACUAAUUUAAUGAUCGUUGCCAUCUUAUUUUUUGUUCUUGAAAUUAUUUUUCAUAUGCUUUCUAUUAUCUGUAUUUGUGGUAUUAGUGGAAAUAACGUAGAAGAAUGUGGAAAAAAUUGUUGCUUAUUACCAUUGCGUAUACUUUUAUACGGAACACUCUUUGAAACUCAAAUAUUUUUUCUAUUUCUCGAUGCAAAUUCACCAUUUCGUGAUACAUUCUAUGAAGUUCUAAUGGUAUUAGCAACAUUUUUUGGUUUACCUAUGAUAGAUAUAGCUACUGAAAAAGCAUGUCAUAUUGAAGACAAGGAUGAAGAAAAAACUAAAGUAUUGGAAGUAUGGGAAGGAUUUUUAAGAAUAUUAGGUGCUAUAAUAGAUCCAAUUCUUAUAAUUACUGCGGUAGUUUACUGUUCUCUACAGCUGCAAAAUCGAGAUGGAUUAAAAACUUAUGAUUUUGUUAUUUAUAUUAUUACUAUAAUUUCUUAUGGAUCAAUCGUAUUUGCAAUUGCAUGUGCUUUGGGAUGUACUUUAUGUAUUUGUGCUGGUGCAUUCGUAGCAUUUUUAAAAAAAUGUUUAUGUCCAACUAAAUAA
Molecule: messenger RNA, 861 nt
Organism: Adineta steineri
Lineage: Eukaryota; Metazoa; Rotifera; Eurotatoria; Adinetida; Adinetidae
Source: the annotation of a GenBank genome assembly